AUGGCGGGAAGGGAAAGAGCAAUAGCUGAGAGAAGUCUUGUAUGUCUUAUAAAGGCCGUUCAAGGGUAUAACACAACUGUCGAACUACGCAACGAGUCAUACCUUGAAGGAUUUAUCGAGCAUGUCGAUGGAUUCAUGAAUAUUAAAAUGAAAGACGUGAAAUUCGUGAAAGCAAGCGGGGAAGUUGAUAAUCUUCCGGCCAUGUUUAUUGUAGGAACGCAAAUCCGUUACGUACAUAUCCCAGAUGAGAUCGAUAUGCGGAAAGCGAUAGAGCAGGAGCUUGGCAAGAUCCAGGGCACAAGAACCGUCAAAAGGGAGCGGAAGAUGAAGAAAAGGAAAAUCUAA
Molecule: messenger RNA, 345 nt
Organism: Nematostella vectensis (starlet sea anemone)
Lineage: Eukaryota; Metazoa; Cnidaria; Anthozoa; Actiniaria; Edwardsiidae
Product: U7 snRNA-associated Sm-like protein LSm10
Exons: 1
Coding region: 1-345 (114 amino acids)
Biological process (GO): mRNA 3'-end processing by stem-loop binding and cleavage
Cellular component (GO): nuclear body; cytoplasmic U snRNP body
Molecular function (GO): histone pre-mRNA DCP binding; U7 snRNA binding
Source: RefSeq, a predicted model, not a curated record